This is a messenger RNA of Trichoderma gamsii, 783 nucleotides long. RefSeq lists its product as hypothetical. Lineage: Eukaryota; Fungi; Ascomycota; Sordariomycetes; Hypocreales; Hypocreaceae. Bases 1 to 783 code for a protein of 260 amino acids. The transcript is spliced from 3 exons. The record is from RefSeq and is a predicted model, not a curated record.
AUGCAUUUCGUUAUCGUUGAACGCCCGGAUUUGGGCGGCGCAACAGGGUUAGACACCCAAGGCAGGUCGUAUGCUGCCAAAGUCACGCAUAGUAGAUCAAGACGACGGCGAGUGCUUCAGUAUCGGCAAGAAAAAUUACGGAGACAGGCUAAAGGAGUUCAACCUGUUCAAGGGCUUCGACAAGUUCAACAAAGUGUCGAUCAGCCCAGUCCUCACAACAUAUUAUCUUCCGCCCGGAGGGAUCCUUUUUCUGCAAGCACAUUCGUAGCCCCAAUCAACUCCUACGAGGCCGGUCUCUUUGAUUACUUUGUCCAUGUAGUGGUUCCAGGCGGCAAAAGCCACUGUGAGCAUUUUACAGACAAUCCCAUAUACCGAGAUGGCAUGAGAAGAGAGUUUUUGCCUCUUGUUCUGACCAAUAUUGGAUUACUGAGUGGAGCUUUGCUUGCGACAUGUCAAAGUCUUUUUAUCCAGUCGCGGAAUCCAGUAUACGAACAGCUAGCCAUUCAGUAUAAGGUAGUCUGUCUGGGCCACAUGAACCAUGCAAUACCAUGCGAGGCCAACUUCAUAGGGGAUGCUACCGUGAUCCAGGCUCUACUUCUGGCCUCUGAUGAUUACGCUGCUGGCGACAGGACUACUGCACAGCUUCACUAUAACGCAGCAUUGCAGAUAGUGCAGCUUCGGGGAGGGAGUCAAGUUUUAGGCUUGAAUGGCUUCCUUUGGAAACUAAUCGAUAUUUUUCCGUGUUGCAAGGAUAUACAGGAGCGAGCUAGAACUGAGUUAUAG